Molecule: messenger RNA, 471 nt
Organism: Stylonychia lemnae
Lineage: Eukaryota; Ciliophora; Spirotrichea; Sporadotrichida; Oxytrichidae
Source: the annotation of a GenBank genome assembly
AUGGGAAACUUUUUCAUAUUCUAAAGUUUAAGAUAAAGAAAUGGCAUGGUAAAAUUGGUAGAAAAAGGAUUGAGACCUUAGAGGAAUUAAGAAGGUGAAAAUAACAUAAAUCUGCAAGUAGUUCGAGCAUUAAGCUACAUGUUUGGUAGAUUAGACUUAAGAAGAAAUGGAUAUAGACCAUAGAAUUCUCCAGACAAGGAAAGUGAUCCUUAAAUACUCAGAAAUUACUUCUUCUAUUUCUUAUUCGGAUUGACCUGCCUAAUACUUGAUGAGAAGAAAACUCUUUGCUCUACUGAUUAAUAGAAAGGAUAGCUUUUGGGAUAUAGGCUUGACACCUUUGUAUGUAAUCAGUUUGACAGAGGAAAUUAGGCUUGGAGAACCGAAUUGAAACAAAUCAAAGAAAGCUCUUUUCAUUACUAUAAGGCAGUGGGAAAGCAUCCUCAUCAAAAUUUAUUGGCUAAUCUUAAUUGA